This is a messenger RNA of Coregonus sp. 'balchen', 9431 nucleotides long. Lineage: Eukaryota; Metazoa; Chordata; Actinopteri; Salmoniformes; Salmonidae. The record is from the annotation of a GenBank genome assembly.
AUGGCGAGGCAGGGCGUGGGUCGUCUCUCUCAUUCUGUCUGUCUGGUAUUGGCAUGUCUGUCCCUGGCUCUCCACCUCAUCCUGGCCCUCUUCUGUCUCUCCAUCCUCCAAACAUCCUGCGUUAUCCCCCCCUCCUCCUCCUCCUCUUUGUCUUUUCCUGGAACUAGUCCCCAUGGACAACAGGGGAGAUCUCACUCCAUUUCCUCACAAAGCAGCUCACACAAACUACCAACAAGUCUCAUGAAUGGAGACUUUACCAAAAUGGCCUCAUUCAACAUGAUCAAUGAGAAGGAGAAGGACAAAAAGCUGAUUGUAACCAAAAUGGCCACCAAAGUGAGCCAACAGGUCAGCAGUCGCUCCAAACUGGAGGCCCUAUUCAGCCACCCGCUGUACAACCUGCCACGCCCACAUCUGCAGGAAGACGAUUGGCUGCUGAAGUUGAAGCCAAAGAAGAAGGGGGAGGACAGUGAGGAGGAAGAUGAGGAGGAGGACAGUGACAAAAGCAGUGAAGAUAGUGAGUGGUGAGUGAGAGAAAGAGGUGUGGAAGACUACUGAUAACAACUGAUAAGAAUAAAAAUGUAAGAGGAAAAAACAACAUGACAACAAAGUAUAUCAUUCUGUCAUAGCAUAUUACUUUUCUCAUACAUUUGUGAUACUCAUUGCUUAAUUGGCCAGUUUCCCCAUCCAUCUUCCCCUGCUAAUUUCCUGAUAGGCAGAGUGACAGCGAGCAGGAUGGCUAUGACCGAGCUAAUUGGACAAGAAGUGCAGAGACCCACCCCCCCUGGCUGAGGUACCACCUUGGGAUCUCUCGCUGGGAGCUGUAUGACAGGAAUGACCCUAGCGUUGCCGAGGUGAUUCAACAGAUGGCCACACAACGCAUCCUCAGCGCAGGUGAGAGGGUUGAGCCGGGGUGUGGACAUGGUGAAGCUAAGGUUCAGGUUAUGGCUAGGGUUAAUGUUGAGCUGGGGUGUGGACAUGAAGCUAGGGUUAGGGUUAUGGCUAGUGGUCUGUAUAAUUCAGGAACGGCAUUGUACACUGAACAAAAAUAUAAAUGCAACAUGUAAAGUGUUGGUCCCAUGUUUCAUGAGCUGAAAUAAAAGAUCCCAGAAUGUUCCAUAUUCACAAAAAGCUUAUUUCUCUCAAAUUGUGUGCACACAUUUGUUUACAUCCCUGUUAGUGAGCAUUUCUCCUUUGCCAAGAUAAUCCAUCCACCUAAAAUGUGUGGCAUAUCAAGAAGCUGAUUAAACAGCAUGAUCAUUACACAGGUGCACCUUGUGCUGGGGGAUAAUAAAAGGCCACUUUAAAAUGUGCAGUUUUGUCACACAACACAAUGCCACAGAUGUCUCAAGUUUUACAAUUGGCAUGCUGACUGCAGGAAUGUCCACCAGAGCUGUUGCCAGAGAAUUGAAUGUUAAUUUCUCUACCAGCAUGCCAUCGUUAUUUGAGAGAAUUUGGCAGUAUGUCCAACCGGCCUCACAACCACAGACCACGUGUAACCAUGCCAGCCCAGGACCUCCACAUCUGGCUUCUUCACCUGCGGGAUCGUCUGGGACCAGCCACCCGGACAGCUGAUGAAUUUCUGCACUCAAAAACCGUCUCAGGGAAGCUCAUCUGCGUGCUUGUCGUCCUCACCAGGGUCUUGGCCUGACUGCAGUUCGGUGUCGUAACCAACUUCAGUGGGCAAAUGCUCACCUUCAAUGGCCACUGGCAUGCUGGAGAAGUGUGCUCUUCACAGAUGAAUCCCGGUUUCAACUGUACUGGGCAGAUGGCAGACAGCAUGUAUGGCGUCAUGUGGGUGAGCGGUUUGCUGAUGUCAACAUUGUAAACAGAGUGCCCUGUGGUGGCGGUGGGUUUAUGGUAUGGGCAUAAGGUAUGAACAACAAACACAAUUGCAUUUUAUUGAUGGCAAUUUGAAUGCACAGAGAUACCGUGACGAGAUCCUGAGGCCCAUUGUCGUGCCAUUCAUCCCCCACCAUCACCUCAUGUUUCAGCAUGAUAAUGCAAGGCCCCAUGUCGCAAGGAUUUGUACACAAUGCCUGGAAGCUGAAAAUGUCACAGUUCUUCCAUGGCCUGCAAUCUCACCAUUGAGCAUGUUUGGGAUGCUUUGGAUCGACGUGUACGACAGUAUGUUCCAGUUCCCGCCAAUUUCCAGCAACUUCCCACAGCCAUUGAAGAGGAGUGGAACAACAUUCCACAAGCCACAAUCAACAGCCUGAUUAACUUUAUCCGAAGGAGAUGUCACGCUGCAUGAGGCAAAGGGUGGUCACACCAGAUACUAACUGGUUUUCUGAUCCACGCCCCUACCUUUUUUGUAACAGAUGCAUAACAGAUGCAUAUCUGUAUUCCCAGUAAUGUGAAAUCCAUAGAUUAGGGCCAAAUUAAUGCAUUUAAAUUGACUCAUUUCCUUAUAUGAACUGUAACUGCAAAUCUAUGAAAUUGUUGCAUGUUGCAUUUAUAUUUUUGUUCAGUGUAGGUUACUCCAUGUCCACUCCAUGUCCAGUUCAUGUUGAUUGAUACAGAGUUGACCUCAACUCUGCUUAGUAACACAGUCAUCAUCAUGUUUGAGGAAGUUGGGCUUCCCCUUGGGGUUGAAAGAUAAAAGAGUACCACCACCAUUUAAUGGCUCAUUAAUUUAACCCAACUGUGUAAAAGCAAGCUACAGUGGUGCCACAGGCUACUGUACUGCAGGCAGUCGUGUUUGAAUUACAAUAUUUCUGGCUUAGUUUAAUCAAAAAAGCAGUAUAAAUUAAAGGGAUACUUCAGGAUUUUGGCAGUGAGGCCAUUUGUGUACUUUCCCAGAGUCAGGUGAACUGCUGGAUUCCAUUUUUAUGUCUCUGUGUCCAGUAUGAAGGAAGUUAGAGGUAGUUUCAUGAGCCAAUGCUAACUAGCCUGCUAGCAUGCUAGCAGAUACCAUAGACUUCCAGUCAUUGCGCUAACACUAGUUAGCAUUGGCUCGCGAAACGACCUCUAACUUCCUUCAGGAGCACUAACUUCCUUGAGGAGCAUUAGCGAGACAUCACACACACACACACACACACACACACACACACACACACACACACACAAGAGUUGGCAUUACAGUGGAUGAAGAGAUUACCCUGGGAGGCUGUAAAACAUUGUCUGAUGGCCCUCAAAUCCUGUCUGUUAUGAGACUGUUCAGAAGCCUUAGUUGGGAUCCAUUUGUUUAUCUGUCACAUGUAAACAAGGAAGUAGCGUGCACUCUAAAAAAAUAACUGCUGGGUUGCAGGCGUUGGGUCACUUAGAUGGGUUGUUUUCUUUAAGAACUGCUGGGUUAUUGAUGCUGGGUGAUGGGUUAUUUAUGCUGGUUUAUUGAGAUAUGACUCAGUGGAUGAGCUCAGAAGACUAGAGGCAGGGGCGUGUCUUUCAGAUUGUUCUUUUUGGCCACCUGUGAGAGUAAAUGUAAUUCCGGUUCAUCUGCUUUGUUGUAUUGUUAAGAUCCUCAAGACCCUAUGCAUAUGUUGGGUAAUGUCAAUAAUAAUGUUAUGAAUUUUAUAUUAUAAUAUGUCAUGUGCAAAAAAAAGAAAUUUGCGGUGUACAAUCUUAACAUGAUGAAUAGGAAUUACAUUUACUCUUACAGGUGGCCAAAAAUAAUUAUCUGAAACCCACCUCCCUAAUAAAAUAACCUAUGGAGCUGCUAUGUCAUCCCAACUAAUGGUUAAAAAAACCAACUGAUGGUAAAAUUAACCCAUGUUUGUAUAAUGCAUAUUCACGCAACCCAACUGGCUGGGUCAAACUAACCCAAUGUGUGUUCUGUCCAAUAUUUACCCAGCGCUUGGUUACCAAAUAACCCAAAUUGGGUUGUUUUUAACCCAGCAUUUUUUGGUGUAAGGGGAAGGGGAAGGGGGGGGCGGGAGUUUUGUGUGUGUGUGUGUGUGUGUGUGUGUGUGUGUGUGUGUGUGUGUGUGUGUGUGUGUGUGUGUGUGUGUGUGUGUGUGUGUGUGUGUGUGUGUGUGUGUGUGUGUGAGUAUAAUAAUUAAACACACAAUCUAAAGAAACAAACAAAAGCCAAAAUCAAUUCUUAAACACUAAUCAAUCAACCAUAAACUGUAAGGAUAAAAUCUAAAACCACUGAAAAAAGUAUUUAAACUGCAAAAUACACAAAGUGAUUACACCAAACUAGAACGCCAGCAAAUGGAUGAGAGUGAGGAAACAAUCAGAGCAGAAACUUGAAAGCCAGAUAAUCGAAUGUCGUAAAUAAAUCUCCAGCUCCUCUGAUCUUUUGUUCUGAGGUCUGUCAUUAUAAUCCUGCACUGAUCAUAAGAAAUCCCACUCACACACCCACACAUAUACACACACACAAACAUAUGCUCACACACAAACACACGCAUACACACACACUUUGAAUACUGUAUGGAGAUUGUGUUGAGCAUAAAAGAUUACACAAUAAUCAGCUUGUGUGUGGGCUGGCCCAUAGCCACGUUUUAUAUACUCCUCCUCAUCUUCCUCCUCCUCCUCCUCCUCCUCUCUAAAGACCCUAGAUUCUAGACUCACCACCACUGACGCCAGACAGUUUUUUGAUGUUCAGCCACAUUCUGUACUUUACGUAAUGAGGACUCCCUGUGGAGAACUGGGGUAACUGCAUUUAUGUAAAAUUCACUGGAAAUACUGCACUAUUACCAAUAUAAGACCAUCAGUGCAGUCAAUGACAAUUACCUAUGGUGUAUUUUCCUUUGAACGUUGUGGAGACCCUGUGACUUUCAUGUGUUUUAAGUCGCUCUGGAUAAGAGCGUCUGCUAAAUGACUAAAAUGUAAAAUGUGUUAUGUCUGUGUGUUCUGAGGGUCUGCAUACUGGUGUGUGAUUAUUAUGGUGACGUUGGUGCAUUGUCUGUUAUGUGUGUUUCAGUGCAGAAGAGUGGGGGCACCCAGCUUAAGCUGAUCAUGUCAUUCCCCAACUACGGACAGGCCCUCCUCAAACCCAUGAGGUGAGAAUCCACGAUAUGAUAUAUGAUACAAUAUACAAUAUUUAUUUAUUUUACCUUUAUUUUACCAGGUUAGUCUCAUUGAGAUUAAAAAUAUAUUUUGCAAUAGAGACCUGGCCAAAAAAGCAGCACACAAAGUUUCGACAUGUACAACAUAAAACACAAAGCACUACAGUUUAAAAACAUCAGUUAACACAUUUAACAGGCACAUUGGUUUUAGGAGGAGGGUUUCAACUAGGGGUCAAAACAUUGACAGCCCCCUAAAUCAUUUUACACCAUAGUUUUUACCCUAGCUUUAAAAUCAUUUAAAUAGACAACUCCUGUAGUUUCAAGUAUUUGUGAAGCUCAUUCAAAGUAGAGGGGGCAGAGUACUGGAACGCUUUUUUUCCUAGCUCUCCACAGGCAUGAGGCACAGUCAAGGAGAUACAGUACUGUGAGCGUAGGUGAUAAUUGUCAUUAAUCAGCUGGACAAUGUACAGUGCUAUGAAAAAGUAUUUGCCCCCUUUCCAAAUUUCUCUACUUUGUUUGUGAUACUGAAUGUUAUCAGAUCUUCAACCAAAACCUAAUAUUAGAUAAAGGGAACAUAAGUGAACAAAUAACACAACAAUUACAUAUUUAUUUCAUAAGCAAAGUUAUGCAACACCCAAUUCCCCUGUGUGAAAAAGUAAUUGCCCCCUUACACUUAAUAACUGGUUGUGCCACCUUUAGCUGCAAUGACUCCAACCAAAUGCUUCCUGUAGUUGUUGAUCAGUCUCUCACGUUGCUGUGGAGGAAUUUUGGCCCACUCUUUCAUGCAGAACUGCUCAGUGACGUGUGGGUUUUCAAGCAUGAACUGCUCGUUUCAAGUCCUGCCACAACAUCUCAAUUGGGAUUAGGUCUGGACUUUGACUAGGCCAUUCCAAAAUUUCCAAUUUGUUGCUUUUUAGCAAUUUUCAUGUAGACUUGAUUGUGUGUUUUGGAUCAUUGUCUUGCUGCAUGACCCAGCUGCGCUUCAGCUUCAGCUCACAGAUGGAUGGUCUGACGUUCUCCUGUAGAAUUCUCUGAUACAGAGCAGAAUUCAUGGUUCCUUCUAUUAAGGCAAGUCGUCCAGGUCCUGAGGCAGCAAAGCAUCCCCUAACCAUCACACCACCACCAUGCUUUGGUUUUCGCCAGGCAUUACUGGAACCAUGUCGUCCAAAAAGUUAUACUUUUGAAUCAUCUGUCCAUAGAACGUUCUUCCAAGAGUUUUGAUGAUCAUCCAGGUGCUUUUUGGCAAACUUGAGUCAACUUUUUGGACGAGAUGGGUCCCAUUAUGCCUGGCGGGUUUCAUCUUAGAUUUCGUGAAAACCAUCAACUUUGACUUAUCAGCAUUUAAGAGCAUCCUCAGCUGACAGAGCUGAGCCUGGACAAUAGGAAAGGCACAUUCAUCAAAGAACAAUAUCAUAUACAAUACAAUAUGAUAUACAAUACGAUAUACUACAUUAUGAUAUACGAUAUGACUUACAAUGCGAUAUGAUACUAUACAAUACAACACAACAAUACAACUUUAUUGUAUCAGUCACAGUAAUCUUAUUUUGAAGGGGAAAAAAACAUAAUCCUGUGUGUGUUUUAUGCAGGCAGGAGAGAGAUGCAGAGACAGACUUCAACCUAUUCUACUUCUCUGACUUUGAGAGACACAACGCAGAGAUUGCUGCCUUCCACCUAGACAGGUGAAAACAAUAAAAUAUGGACCUCCCAUCUGAGAUUCAUCUGUGUGUCAAAUGAAAGAGGAGAAACAAACUACUAAAGGCUACCACUGAUUUCUCUCUCUCUCUCUCUAUGUGUAUGUGUGUGUGUGUGUGUGUGUCCUCUCUCAGGUUGCUGGGUUUCCAUAGAAUCCCUCCAGUGGUAGGUAGACUCAUCAACUUAACCACGGAGAUCAGAGAUAUCACCACAGACCACAAACUCUCCAGAACCUUCUUCACCUCUCCUGGUGCGUGGCGGUUGGUCCAAUCAGCUUUCAUAAUCAAAUCUAACUCUCCUGAUGUGUCCAAUCAGCACAGAUAGCAACCAAAUGUCCCUCCUUCUCUGUUAUUAAGCUUGUAUGUGUAUAGUGGCUUGCGCUUUGUGCUAGUCCAGAGUUUCCCAAAUGGUUGGUUGGGUUGCACUGGUGGGCUACAGUUUACUUUCCAUUUCGUUUUAGGACUGGUCACAAGAAAAAGCUCCAAAUGCUUUUAGGUGGGUUACGACCCCAAAUGUUUGGCAACAACUGUCCACUGUAGGCCUACUACUUCCAUUUUGUCGGCCAACCCUCCCUCUCUCUCUCUCUCCAACCCCCUACCAGUGGGUAAUUUGUGUUUCCACGGCCAGUGUGAAUACUACUGCUCCACAGAGAACCCAGUGUGUGGUCGACCCCAGGUCCUGGAGGUGUCCCUGGCCUCCAUGCUGCCUGACCUCUCCCUGGCCCCCAGACGCUCCUGGAGGUCCCCUUGGAGACGCUCCUACAGCCGCACCAAACUGGCACCGUGGGUAGUGGGUACCGAAACGGGCCCCUUGACUGGGGGUCUCUAACUAUGGGAGGGGGUGCAAAGAAACCAUGUGAAGUAAAUAUCUGUAUUAGUGGUUAUAUACAGUAGAAAGCAAACCGAUGGUUUGAAUUGCAUUGAUAGAAUUCAACUAAUCAAUCAUGAACGCAAUGUAAUAAUGUGUAGUAGUAUCAUACUGUCCUCCACUGGGAAGAAGCCAUGCAUUUGACUAAAGCAUGUUGUAGUCCAUACAUCACAUGCAGCCGCUACUGUUUCAGAUGGCAGAAGAACCCAGACUACUGUGACACAGUGAAACAGACUCCUCCAUACAGCCAAGGCACCAGACUGGUGGAUCUAAUUGACAUGGUCAUUCUGGACUUCCUCAUGAGUCAGUAAGCACACUCAACUACACAGCUUCUACUACUGUUACUACUUCAGUCAUUCUUAUAUUCUUGAAUGAGUAACAAUUCAACACAAUACCUUUAUUUUUCUCAUCUUUUUUUGUGAACAAUAUAGUUUUUUUAUUGAAUCACUGAAGUAAUACAUACCAUAAGAAUGACACCCUGUUCUGAACAUUUCCCCACACAACCAUAUUACAAAUGUGCCAAGGUUUAAGUCCAUUGAUAAUGUGGAACCGAUUUCGAAUAGACAGAGAACAAUAAACUAUUAUCUUGCUAUAAUUCCUACAAAGGUAAUAUGGACAGACAUCACUACGAGACUUUUGAGAAGUUUGGGAAUGACACUUUCCUGCUGCACCUAGACAACGGGAGGGCGUGAGUAUCAAGUUUGAAAAUGAUUUGCUAGGAGAUAGUCAACAUGAUUCAUGAUAACUUUUCAGCUGGCUAGAAGACGUGGUAAACAAUGAAGUUGACACACAUCAGUCCAAUCAAAGUUACCGGAGAAAAGCCGUUGACUUAUCUGUGGCCAAUGACCUUGAGCCUUCUUGGACAGGCACUGCCAAUUUAACUAUAUUGGUAGCACCCAAGGGGGCAGAAGCUGCAUGGCCCUCAGUGAGCUAUCCCAGUAGGUGCUGCGGUGUUGUGAGUGACAUCACCCUGAGCCAAUCACGCGCAACCAGAGAAGAUCAAUGACACCUACGCUCUGUGCUUUCUCUGGCUGCCCCUCCGCCACAGAAGGCACAUGAGCAAGGCUAAAACAGCUGCAUUCUGGAGCUGCCUUACUAAAACAAUAAUAUGACAGGGAGUCGAGUAUGCUGCUAUAUUAACUCAAUAAAUUAUUUUGUUUCCAUUGUUUGCUAACUGAUAAGAUAUAAUAUUGUGACAUGAAAUAAUGCCAGAAUUACAUGCAAAGCAGCGCCAUCUGCUGGACAGUGGUGGGGCUGUGCCUCACUUGCCCUAAAUUAUGCGUCGGCACUGCAUAUGUUGAAGUUGUUGUAGUUUAUACAUACCGGUAUUACAGUUAUGUAAUAUUGUGGAAAUUAUGUUCUUUUUAGGUUUGGGCGUCAUUCUGUGGAUGAACCCUCCAUAUUGGUGCCCUUACGACAGUGUUGCAGGUAAAACUAUCAGCUUGUAUAAAGAUCUGGACAACUGCAUCAGAGAAAAAGUGCAAGAUGACAUCUCUCCCCCUCUCUUCCUUCUCUUUCUCCCUUUCCUCCUUCUCUCUCUCUAUCUCUCUCUCUCUUUUCCUUCUCUCUCAAUAUUUUCCUUCUCUCUCUUCUCUCUCUCCUUGUCCUCCUUGUCCUCCUUCUCUAUAUCGUUUUCUUCUCUCUCUCCCAAAUCUCUCUCUCUUUCUCAGGAUCCGUCGUUCCACUCUGAUGCGUCUGCGUCUCCUGUCCCUCCCGGGCUUCCGUCUGAGUGAUGUCAUGAGGGAGUCUCUGUCCCAGGACCCCCUGGAGGGUGUGGCCCCCCUCCUCUCUGUACAACACCUCUCCGCGCUGGACCGUCGCCUGAAAACCGUCCUGCAGGCUGUACACACCUGUCUGGAGGACCAUGAUGACGUUAUCCAUGAUGAUUUACAGGGAUUUGAUGUUAGUUUAUACCGCCACUAG